Messenger RNA from Truncatella angustata, 1174 nucleotides. RefSeq names its product dienelactone hydrolase. The coding region runs from base 158 to 1009 and encodes 283 amino acids. The record is from RefSeq and is a predicted model, not a curated record. The transcript is spliced from 6 exons. Lineage: Eukaryota; Fungi; Ascomycota; Sordariomycetes; Amphisphaeriales; Sporocadaceae. Gene Ontology annotation, molecular function: hydrolase activity.
GUUGCAUUGAGUUCAACGACUCCGAGCCUAGAAGUGGCCGGGUUUGCUUAGGCCCACUUCCGGAGAGCGGGGGUUAUGUCUAUCGGCUCGGUGACAAUUAGCCCAUCGAAAGCUAUCCAAAGCACCCUUUCCGUCAAGCACAUCGCCGAAACCCAUAAUGUUGAUCAAGGAGAGCCACGCCGAUGUACAGACGAAGGUGGAUGGGAAGGAGACCUCGAUGAGGAUUUUUCUCUUCCACCCUACCGUUCCUCAAUAUCCAAACGCACGCUUCCCUGGUGUCGUAUUAUUCAGCGAAAUUUAUCAAGUCACUGGACCGGUGGCCAGAUUUGCACGUCAGAUUGCUGGACAAGGCUACAUAGUAGCUGCGCCGUCUUCGUACCAUGACUUCACAGGCCCUGAUGCUCUUGCUUACGAUGUACCGGGAACCGAUCAAGGCAAUGAGUGGAAGGUGAAGAAGACUCUCCAAUCGUACGAUGAAGACUCAUACAAGACGGUGGACUACCUCCUCAGCCUUUCCACAUGCACUGGGCAGAUAGGCGUUACAGGCAUGUGCUUGGGUGGCCAUCUGGCCCUCCGGGCAGCGCUCGAUUCUCGGGUCAGCGCCUGCGUUACUUACUUUGCAACUGAUGUCCACAGCCGAACACUGGGCCCAUACGAGAGCGCCAACACAUCGGCUACGGCCCCUGAAAACAGCAAUCACACCAUUGACAAAUUCUCCGAGCUUAAGGGAGAGGUUGCCAUGAUCUUUGGCAUCAAGGAUACGCACGUACCUGAUGCUGGCCGCGACCUGAUCAGACAGAAGUUGCGAGAUGCUGGGGUGGUUUUCAGUUUCUACGAGUUCGCUUGGGCGCAACAUGCUUUCAUCAGGGAUGAGCUCAGUAAGGGUCGCUAUGACCCGGCCAUCACGAAGGUCUGCUUUGAAGUCCUACUGGAGCUCUUUGGACGUGCCCUGAAGACAGACCUUGGAACCAAGGACAGCAAGCCUGAGAAGAUUGAGCAUGUCUGCUAGAGCAUUCGUCUAAAGCACAUGGGAUACCGAACGAACAAGCUGCCAAGGGAGAUGGAAGCACAAAACACAAGUCCUUCUAAAUAUCUAUAACCGGGCAAGGCACGAAGACAAAGAGCAGCAUGCGACUACUCAAAUCGUAGCUUCUUGACGAUAGCCAAUUAAGUU